This is a messenger RNA of Gossypium raimondii (Peruvian cotton), 3339 nucleotides long. Its product is annotated as leucine-rich repeat receptor-like serine/threonine-protein kinase SKM1. Gene Ontology annotation, biological process: protein phosphorylation. The record is from RefSeq and is a predicted model, not a curated record. The transcript has 3 exons. NCBI's taxonomy places the organism in Eukaryota, Viridiplantae, Streptophyta, Magnoliopsida, Malvales, Malvaceae. The coding region runs from base 203 to 3121 and encodes 972 amino acids. Gene Ontology annotation, molecular function: protein binding; ATP binding; protein kinase activity.
ACAGUCUCUGAUCAACUCUCUCACCCUACCAUCUUCACUUCAAUAGUUGCAAAAAAGGGGGAAAAAAAUACAUACAUUUUUCUUCUUCUCUGUGGGAAAAUCCCACUAAUAUUUGAAAUUUUCUGUUAUCUAAUGAUUACAUUUAGCUUGGGAUCCCUGGAGUUAUAUCAAAGAUCAUCUAAGGUAUCAUCAAAGUAAAGAUAUGGCAAAGACAGGAGCUCAAGCAAGUCCAGUUGUAGUGUUCUCCAUGUUCAUGUUGUUCAUAGUCUUGUUUUUCAGUUUUGUCGUGUCUGAUAAUGGUAAAGAAGUUGAGAUUCUUUUGUCUUUCAAGUCUUCGAUCUAUGACCCUUCUGGUUUCCUCUCAAACUGGGAUUCCUCAGCCACUUUUUGCCAGUGGCACGGCGUCACUUGCAAUAAUAAUCUCUCUCAUGUCGACAAACUGGAUCUUUCUGCUAAAAACUUAACUGGUAAAUUAGUUUCCUCCUCGAUUUUCCAUUUGCCUUUUAUUCAAACUUUGAACAUCUCCAACAAUCAGUUUUACGAUGAAAUUCCCGAGGAUAUAUUUUCUUCUUCAUCUUCUUCACUUCGGUUUCUCAACCUUAGUAACAAUAAUUUCACCGGUCAAAUACCAAGCGGUUCCAUUCCUGGUCUCGAGGUAUUGGAUCUUUCAAACAAUAUGCUUUCCGGAAAAAUCCCACCAGAAAUCGGAUCGUUUUAUAGUCUAAAAUUUCUUGAUCUGGGUGGGAAUGUUUUGGUUGGGGAAAUUCCAGUCUCGAUAACAAACAUCACCGGUUUGCAGUUCUUGACUUUGGCUUCAAAUCAAUUAGUCGGCCCCAUUCCACAUGGAUUAAGCAAAAUGAAGAGCUUGGAGUGGAUAUACGUUGGCUACAACAAUCUGUCGGGUCAAAUUCCUGAAGAAAUUGGUAUGUUGACUUCCUUGAAUCAUCUUGAUCUUGUCUACAACAAUCUCACCGGUGAAAUCCCAUCAUCCCUGGGGAAUCUCAGCGACCUUCAGUAUCUUUUCCUUUACCAAAACAAGCUUACAGGUUCGAUUCCAGACUCCAUUUUUGGACUCAAAAAGCUGGUUUCUCUCGAUCUUAGUGAUAAUUCAUUAUCUGGUGAGAUCUCUGAACUCGUAAUUCACUUACAAAACUUGGAGAUUCUUCAUCUUUUCGGCAACAUCUUUGCGGGUAAAAUCCCCAAGGCUUUAACCUCUUUGCCUCGUCUUCAAGUCCUUCAGCUUUGGUCCAACAGAUUGUCAGGUGAGAUUCCAGAAAGUCUUGGAAGGAAUAAUAAUCUCACGAUUCUCGACCUCUCAACAAAUAAUCUCACGGGUCGGAUACCAGAUGGACUUUGCAGUUCGAGUCGGCUUUUUAAGCUCAUUCUUUUCUCAAAUUCGCUUGAAGGUGCCAUUCCAAAGAAUUUGAGCACUUGCACGAGUUUGCAGCGAGUAAGGCUUCAAAACAAUCGUCUGUCAGGCGAGUUAUCCUCGGAGUUCACGAAGCUGCCUCUCGUCUACUUCUUGGAUGUCUCGAACAACGAUCUCUCCGGCAACAUUGGAGACCAAGAAUGGGACAUGCCGGCGCUUGAAAUGUUGAGUUUGGCAGGAAACAGGUUUUCCGGAAGGUUGCCUAACUCAUUCGGGAGCCAAAAGAUUGAGGACCUGGACUUGUCAGGGAACGGAUUUUCAGGUACAAUUCCACGUAGUUUCGGAAGUUUAACGGAGCUCAUGCAAUUCAGCCUAUCUGGAAACAAGCUAAUCGGUGAAAUCCCCGAGGAAUUAUCUUCAUGCAAGAAGCUCGUGAGUCUAGACUUGAGCCAUAACCAACUCAGUGGCCAAAUUCCAUCAGGUUUCGCUGAAAUGCCAGUUCUUAGUCAGCUUGACUUGUCGGGCAAUCAAUUAUCUGGUGAAGUUCCACCGCAGUUGGGGAAGAUGGAAUCACUGAUUCAGGUGAAUGUUUCUCACAACCAUUUACAUGGUAGUUUACCAUCUACCGGGGCCUUUCUCGCUAUAAAUUCAAGUGCAGUUUCCGGUAAUGAUCUUUGUGGUGGAGCUGAAACGAGCGGUUUACCACCAUGCAAGAAGGUUAAGAAUCUGAAUUGGUGGUUCUAUGUUGCUUGCUCACUCGUUGCUUUAGUUUUGCUUGCGUUUGCUGCUUUUGGCUUCAUAUUCAUUCGAAAAAGAAACAAUUUGGAGCUGAAGAGAGUGGAAAACGAAGAUGGAAUCUGGGAAUUACAGUUCUUUGAUUCCAACGUUUCAAAGUCAGUAACAGUCGAUGAUAUUACACUCUCUGCAAAACAAGUAAAUGGUAUUUGCAGAGGCAAUAAAUCGUCUGCAAAUGAUUUCCAAUUCGUGGUGAAAGAAAUGAACGAUGUCAACUCAAUUCCAUCGAGUUUUUGGUCUGAAAUCAAACAACUCGGCAAGCUUCAGCAUCCAAAUCUUGUUAAUCUGAUCGGAACAUGCCGGUCGGACAAGAAUGCAUAUUUGGUUUACGAGUACAUAAAAGGGAAACUUUUAAGUGAAAUCCUUCACGAAUUAACCUGGGAAAGACGGCGUAAAAUCGCCAUGGGGAUUGCCAAAGCUCUUAAGUUUUUGCAUUCUUACUGUUCACCAAGUAUAAUUGUGGGAGACAUGUCGCCGGAGAGAGUUAUCGUCGACGGAAAAGAUGAACCUCGCCUACGAUUAAGCCUUCCCGGGCUACUUUCAACGGAAAACAAAGCCUUCAUUUCUUCGGCGUACGUUGCCCCAGAAACCAGAGAAAGCAAAGAUAUGAGUGAAAAGAGUGAUAUAUAUGGAUUCGGCUUGAUUCUGAUAGAAUUAUUAACGGGGAAAAGCCCUGCGGAUGCUGAAUUUGGAGAUCAGCACCAAAGCAUGGUAGAGUGGGCCCGUUAUUGCUACUCAGAUUGUCAUCUUGAUAUGUGGGUUGAUCCCAUGAUCAGGCCAGGCCAUGCAUCCGACGUCAACCACAAUCAGAUCGUCGAAACCUUGAACCUAGCUCUCCAUUGCACCGCGGGUGACCCCACCGCUCGCCCCUCCGCAACCGAUGUAUCCAAAACUCUACAGUCUGCUUUCAGAAUAACUUCCUGUGUUUCAACCCUAAAGCUCUCUUCAUCUGUUUAGGCUUCUUUAUAAUUAUAUAUUAUAUAUUAUAUAUAGCAUGAUUUUGUUCAGAAUUUUUGUUUUUUGGGUUAAUUUCCUUUUUGGUUUUAUGGUUUCUAGUUGUAAGUUAUUAAAAUGAUUGUCGUCGUCACUCAAAUGUUCUGUUUGAUGGUAUGCUAAAUACAUACUAUUGAGUGUAAAAUGUAGAUAAAUCAAACGCAAUUAUAUAUGAAUUACAA